Messenger RNA from Prosopis cineraria, 3842 nucleotides. RefSeq names its product disease resistance protein RPV1-like. The coding region runs from base 490 to 3567 and encodes 1025 amino acids. Gene Ontology annotation, molecular function: ADP binding. Gene Ontology annotation, biological process: defense response; signal transduction. NCBI's taxonomy places the organism in Eukaryota, Viridiplantae, Streptophyta, Magnoliopsida, Fabales, Fabaceae. The record is from RefSeq and is a predicted model, not a curated record. The transcript is spliced from 8 exons.
UCUGUUCCAAUAGGUACUUUCUGAGUCGAUGUGAAGAAGAAUAUUGAUGUUUAAUUUCUUCCAUUCACUUUCCUGGAGCUGGUUGCCGUACUUUAUUUCACCAUAGACCUUCAUGAUCAGUAUAUAGAAGCAGCAAGAGCCUCACGUAUAAAUCUCCUUCUCUUGUCUGAUCUUUAUCAUAAACUAGAUUCGUGAUCGUGUCUCUUUCACCAACCAAGCAAUUCUGAGAUUCUCUUCCUGCUCCUCAGAAAAACUAUUGAACGUUCCAACAGUCCGAUAUCUUUCAAGCGGACAUGGAGGGAAGAUUCCAUGGAUCUGAUGAACGAGCGUAUGAACAACCAGGAUUCUAGGUGCGCUGCUUUCGCAACUUUAGGUGGGACUACCCCCUUCAACGUCGUUGCUUCCGAGAAAACCCUGCGUUUGUUUUUCUUCUCAGUUCGAUGGUCAUGGUGACUGAAUAGUCCUCUGCUUUUCUCAUCCACGUCGGAAAUGGAGAAGAUUCGGCUCGUUAAAUGUCCUAAGUGCAAAAAGAUCCUUCCCGAGCCCCGCGGUUACAUUGCUUAUCAAUGUGGUGGUUGUGGCGCUGUUCUUAAAGCUCGAGUUCGAGGCAAAAAACAUGACGUGUUCUUGAGCUACAGAGGGGAAGACACUAGAGCAUCCUUCACUUCACAUCUUUAUUCAUCUCUAUGUAAUGCCGGCAUUAAUGUUUUCAAAGAUGAUGUUGAGAUUCCGAGAGGUAACCAUAUAUCAAUUGAACUGUCACAAGGAAUUGAAAGUUCUGAAAUUUCAAUCAUCAUCUUGUCUAAAAGAUAUGCUGGUUCGAGAUGGUGUCUGGAGGAACUGUCAAAAAUCAUGGAACUUCACAAGAGAGUGGGUCUGGUGGUUUUGCCUGUGUUUUAUGACGUGGAUCCAUCUGACGUUCGCCGCCUGACUUCGAGUUUUGGAGAAGCAUUUGAAGAUCUUAUACUUAGAAUCUCACCAGCAGAAUAUGAAGUGUUCAGAUGGAGGAUAGCAUUGCGUGAAGUUGGGGGCAUUGCAGGGUUUGUUGUGUUUGACUCGAGGAAUGAAAGUGAGGAUAUUGAGAACAUUGUUGAGCAUGUUUGCAAUAUAUUGGACAAGAAAGACUUGUUUGUCACAGAUCACCCAGUUGGAGUUGACUCUCGCGUGCAAGAUGUGAUUUCAAUGCUCCAGAAGCAUCAAUCAAAAGAUGUUGUCUUGGUAGGGAUAUGGGGAAUGGGGGGAAUUGGCAAAACAACCAUUGCCAAAGCCAUUUACAAUGAAAUUGGUCACACAUUUGAUAGUAGAAGUUUUCUUUCAAAUAUCAGGGAAAUUUGGGAGCAAGAUAAUGGCCAAAUUUAUCUGCAAAACAGACUUCUUUUAGAAAUUUGUAAAACAACAAAGAUGGCUAUAAAUAGCAUUGAAUCCGGAAAAACCACAUUGAGGGAUAGACUUCGCCAUAAACGGGCAUUUGUUGCACUUGAUAAUGUGGAUAAAUUAGAGCAACUAAAUGCUUUGUCUGGAAGUCGUGAAUGGUAUGGACAAGGGAGUAGAAUAAUCAUCACUACUAGAGAUCAACAUCUACUCAAUGUUCUUAGAGUUGAUUGUGUAUAUAAAAUGGAAAUUAUGGGCCAAAAUGAGUCUAUUGAGCUUUUCAGCUGGCAUGCAUUUAAGCAAGCAGGUCCUAAAGAAGAUUUUGCUAGACUGUCUAGAAAUAUAGUUGCUUAUUCAGGGGGAUUACCACUAGCUCUUGAAGUCUUGGGCUCUUAUUUGUUUGAUAGAGAAGUGAUAGAGUGGAAAAAUGCAUUGGAGAAACUAAAAAGAAUUCCCAACAAUGAGAUACAAAAUAAGUUAAAAAUAAGUUUUGAUGGUUUAAAUGAUGAAAUGGAGAAGGAAAUAUUUCUUGAUAUAGCUUGUUUUUUUAUUGGGAAGGACAGGAAUGAUGUGACACAAAUAUUGAAUGGUUGUGGAGUUUUUGCUGAUAUUGGCAUAAGCGUCCUUAAGGAGCGAAGCCUUGUAACCAUUGAUAGAAGCAACAAACUUGGAAUGCAUGAUUUGUUGCGGGACAUGGGAAGAGAAAUAAUACGUGAACAGUCACCAAAAGAACCUGGAGAGCGAAGUAGAUUAUGGUUUCAUGGGGAUGUACAAGCUGUGUUAUCAAAAUGCACGGGAACCAAUGCUAUUGAAGGGCUAGCUUUGAAGUUGACACAAACUGAAAAAAUGCAUUUUCAGACAAAAGCAUUUAAAAAGAUGAAUAGACUCAGAUUACUUCACCUUGACAAUGUACUACUAAGAGGGGACUAUGAAUACAUUGGUAGAGAUCUCAGGUGGCUUUGUUGGCAUAGCUUUCCCUUGAAAUACGUUCCUAGCAACUUUUAUCAAGAAAAUUUAGUUGCUGUUGACUUGAAAUACAGCAGCCUCACUCGAAUGUGGAAGGAACCCCAGUUAUUGGAGAGACUUAAAAUCCUCAAUCUCAGCCACUGUACAUGCUUGGAGCAAACUCCUGAUUUUUCAAAACUACCAAGCCUUGAAAAGUUGAUCCUCAAAGAUUGUCCAAGUUUAUCCAUGAUACAUCAUUCUAUUGGGCUUCUUGAUGAACUUGUUCUGCUAAAUUUAAAGGAUUGCACGGGCCUUCGUAGUCUCCCAGGAAGCAUUUAUAAACUGAAAAGUUUAAAAACUCUCAUUCUUUCUGGUUGCCUGAUGAUUGAAAAGUUAGAGGAGGACAUUGAGCAAAUGGAUUCUUUGACAACAUUGAUUGCUGAUAACACUGCAAUAACACAAGUUCCUUCUUCAUUAAUAAGAUUAAAAAGGAUUGGAUAUAUAUCUCUUUGCGGUUAUGAAGGAUUAACACAGGACGUGUUUCCUUCUCUCAUUUGGUCUAGGAUGUCCCCAACAAAUAGUGCUCUAUCUCUUAUUCCAACGUAUGGGGGCAUGCCAUCUCCAAUUUUGUGGGAUAUGCUAAAUAGUAGCAUCCCAGGUGCUUCAUCAAUUCCAAGUAACCUACCUCAGCAACAAUCUCUUUUAUUGGAAUAUGGAUUGGAUAUUCAAACUCAAGUGAACAGAGGAAUCACAAAAAUGAUGUCUUCCUUGUUUGCCACAAAUUGUAAUGAGGACAUCUCAAGGCUAGAUAAUUGCUUGAGAUAUCUUUUGAUUAAAAUUGGAAUGACCGACCAAGACAUUACUACUCUUUCAGAGUGUAUUACACAGGGAUUGACUCUUGCAAAGUGCAGCGAUGAUUGUAUUCUCCCUGGUGAUAAUUAUCCUUAUUGGCUAACUUUCAAGGGAAAAGGGGCUUCUGUAAAAUUCAAAGUGCCUAGAGUUAGUGGUCCUAAUUUCAAAGGGAUUGCUCUUUGUUAUGUAUAUUUUCCUGCAGGUGAUUCGGGCAACAUGUCACCUGAAUCUUCAGUUAACUUGUUAUUGAUUGUAAAUUAUACAAAGAAAACCACUUUGCUCUAUGAAAGAGACAGAGUAACUUCCUUUGGAGAAGCAAAGUGGAAGGAAAUAAUAACAAAUCUGAGCUCAGAUGAUGAAGUGGAGGUGAUUGCAGUUUUGGGAAUGGAUUCACUGUGAAGCAGACAGCGGUUUACUUGAUAUACUGUGACUCAGUUGAUGAACAGAUGGUGUUUUCAGUCUGUGAGACCCAAAAAGGUUAUGGAAGUGUAGAGGAGAAAAGUUAUAGACGGGCCUAAUUCAGACUAAGUUGGGCUAAAUGUCAUAGGAAAACCAGGAAUUGACGUGAAUUGGCUCUCUUCAAAGUGAAUAGUGGGUUUAGAUUAAUUUAUCUUUCCUAAUUAUAUUUUUUUAAAAGAAAAUUGGUGUGAAUAUUAUAUUAUCUUUUGUAUUUU